This is a messenger RNA of Peniophora sp. CBMAI 1063, 453 nucleotides long. The record is from the annotation of a GenBank genome assembly. NCBI's taxonomy places the organism in Eukaryota, Fungi, Basidiomycota, Agaricomycetes, Russulales, Peniophoraceae.
AUGUCCGAGUCUACCAAGUCUGCCGAGCAAGCGCACGUAGAACACCUCAUCGCUACGAAACUGCCGACGAGCCCGAUCUACGCCUUUCUUCUCACAACCGUCCAAAUUCUACACGCUUCCAGAGGGCAGGUCGUUGCCCGAUUGAAGCUCGAACAACACCACCUGAACUCCAAAAACGGCUUGCACGGUGCCGUAUCGGCGACGAUAGUGGACUGGAUGGGUGGAAUGGCCAUCGCGAGUUGGGAUCUCCGCACCAACACUGGCGCCAGCGUCGACAUCCACUGCACUUAUCAAAGUUCUGCGGGCCUUGGAGACGAGGUUGAGAUCGAGGGGAUCGCGGACCGCGUUGGUGGGAGCAUGGCGUACACGAGGAUCACCAUCUACAGGGUCGAGAACGGGGUCAGAGGGAGGACUGUAGUAGCCGCUUCCCACACAAAGUUCGUCAAGGCGUGA